UAUCGCUUACCUCUUCUAAAAUGAAAGAUCUUCUUUUCUGGGAUUUUCCAUCUGAUAUCUGUUUUUGUUUCUCCUCUCUGAUCACUUUCACCAUUUGGCGUCUCACUGCCCCUUUUCGCGUUCCUUUUCCAGCCAUACGUUGACGUUUUAGCCUGCAGCAUUCUAAGCCAUACCCUGUUCAGGUUAAGGGGUUGUUUUCUACUUCACUGCCUGUGCUUCUUGGUCAUCAUGGUGGUUGUAGUUGUUGGCUCACAUUCACAUUUAUAUUCCUUUAUUAUUUUGCCCAUCUGUUAUUGAGCUGUAUUAUUAUCAUUUCAUUUUUAUUAUUUUGUUGGGUUUUUGAGUUGGCUCUGUUCUUCACCUUCUUUAUGUACUAUAAAGAGAAAUGAUUUUUUAAAACCUAUGAUGUUUGGGAUAAUUCAGGAUUGAAGAAGAGAUAUGGUUUAAGCCUUCAAUUGGGUUUCAAUGAGCUUUACCUGCUUUGACGUAUUAAAUUGCUUCAAGAGCAACGAUACUCAAAGCCAGCAACAGCCAGAAGAUAUUACCACCAAUAAUGUGAGGGUCUUCUCUUAUAAUUCAUUGAGAUCAGCAACAGGAAAUUUUCAUCCAUCAAGCAGAAUUGGUCGAGGUGGUUUUGGGGUUGUCCAUAGGGGAGUGUUAAGGGAUGGCACUCAAGUGGCAAUCAAGUGUCUUUCUGCAGAAUCUAAACAAGGAAAGCGUGAAUUCAUGACAGAGAUUAAUAUGAUAUCAAACAUACGACACCCGAAUCUUGUUCAGCUCAUUGGUUGUUGUAUUGAGGGCAAUAAUCGAGUACUGGUCUAUGAAUAUAUGGAGAACAACAGCCUGGCAACUUCUUUACUUGGUUCAAAAGGUAAACACAUUGCUAUGGACUGGUCUACGAGAGCUGCUAUUUGCCUUGGUACAGCAACUGGUAUUGCAUUUCUUCAUGAGGAAGUUGAGCCACCUAUUGUUCAUAGGGAUAUUAAGGCUAGUAAUAUACUUCUUGAUGGUAACUUGCAGCCAAAAAUUGGAGACUUUGGGCUGGCAAAACUUUUUCCAGACAAUGUCACUCAUGUCACUACUCAAGUGGCUGGAACUGUGGGAUAUCUGGCCCCAGAGUAUGCUUUACUAGGACAGCUUACCAAAAAGGCUGAUGUAUAUAGUUUUGGUGUUCUCAUACUCGAAAUAAUUAGUGCGAGAAGUAGCAGUAAGGCAGCAUUCGGGGAGGAUCUGUUGGUUCUGGUUGAAUGGGUGUGGAAACUGAGGAAGGAAGAAAGGCUGAUGGAUCUUGUUGAUGCAGAAUUGUUUGAAUAUCCAGAGGAUGAAGUGAUGCGUUUCAUUAAGGUUGCACUGUUUUGUACUCAAGCAGCUGCACAACAAAGACCCACCAUGAAGCAAGUGUUAGAGAUGCUUUCAAAGAAUGUUAACCUUAAUGAGAAGGCACUAACAGAACCAACAGUGUACCGGAGUUGGACUUCUCAAUGGUUGGCAAGUAGCACCAACGAGACAUCAUCUUCCCAAAAGAAUAAAGGGAAGAAAUUAGUAUAUCCUCCGGUGAGCUUUUCUCAGUUAGAUAGAGAUCAGGAAGUGACAGAGAUGUUACCCAGGUGAUGCAUUGGCUUUUUGCUUAAUCUUGCUGACCAGAAUGUAGGAAACCUGUAAAAGGUACUAACUCCUUGUCAAUGCUUUCCCCUUGGGUCUGGUAAUCUUCUUCAACCCUUCGUUUGAUAUAAAUGAUUUUGUAAAAAAAGAAUUUAAAUGAAUUCUUACAAAAUCAUGCAUGAUUUUGUUUUCACAUAUGAUUGAAAAUGUUUCAAGUUAAAAAAAAUUGAAUUCUUUCAUUUCAAAUAGGAAAAUUGAAAGAAAAAAAAAAUCAAUUGAAUUGAAUUUCUUGAUUCCAAACUGAAGGUAAGUGAAACUAAAUUUUUUUGGGAGAAUGGUUUGGGGGGUUAAUGAGAAUAAGAGUAUUAGCAUAUAUACCACAUGUAGAUACAAGUGUAAUCAGUUGAUAAAUCUGUUCAUCUAAUAUAAAAUUUUUAUGUUG
Molecule: messenger RNA, 2044 nt
Organism: Manihot esculenta (cassava)
Lineage: Eukaryota; Viridiplantae; Streptophyta; Magnoliopsida; Malpighiales; Euphorbiaceae
Product: putative serine/threonine-protein kinase
Exons: 6
Coding region: 466-1611 (381 amino acids)
Biological process (GO): protein phosphorylation
Molecular function (GO): protein kinase activity; ATP binding
Source: RefSeq, a predicted model, not a curated record